UCCAUGUUUUGGUAGCGAAACAAUGUUUUGACCGUGUAACCUCUUCUCGCAAUAAAGGUUGCCAGGAAAGUAACGAGUACAACUGGCUUUGGGAGUCUCCUAGAUGUCGGUGCAGCGGUGGAAUGUUGUCCUGCGGGGCUCACGGAGAACCUUCUCGACCGCCCCAGGCACUCCGCCACCCCAGACGAAGACGAAAUUCGGUCCCUUAAAGGAUGAAGACCGCAUUUUCCAGAAUUUGUACGGCCGGCAUGACUGGAGGCUUAAGGGGGCUAUGUCUCGUGGAGAUUGGUAUAAGACAAAAGAAAUCAUUGAUAAAGGAGCAGAAUGGAUCAUUAACGAGGUGAAGACAUCGGGUCUUCGUGGUCGGGGCGGAGCUGGUUUCCCCUCUGGCCUCAAAUGGAGCUUUAUGAACAAACCUUCGGAUGGUCGACCUAAGUAUCUGGUCGUAAAUGCCGAUGAAGGUGAACCCGGUACAUGUAAGGAUCGCGAAAUUAUGCGACAUGAUCCGCACACACUCGUCGAAGGGUGCCUCAUCGCCGGCAGGGCAAUGGGUGCCCGUGCAGCAUACAUCUACAUUCGUGGAGAGUUCUACAAUGAAGCCUCCAACCUUCAAAUUGCUAUUAAGGAGGCCUACGCUGCCGGUUUAAUUGGCAGAAAUGCUUGCAAUAGUGGAUACGACUUCGAUGUGUUUGUCCACCGGGGAGCUGGCGCGUACAUCUGUGGAGAAGAAACCGCUUUAAUCGAAUCGAUUGAAGGCAAGCAGGGCAAACCACGUUUAAAGCCGCCAUUCCCAGCCGAUGUGGGCGUCUUCGGAUGUCCCACGACCGUCACAAACGUGGAGACUGUUGCUGUGUCACCGACAAUCUGUCGCCGUGGUGGAGCGUGGUUUGCAUCAUUUGGCCGUACACGAAACAGCGGCACAAAGCUCUUCAACAUUUCCGGUCACGUCAAUAACCCCUGCACGGUCGAAGAAGAAAUGAGUAUUCCGCUUAAGGAGCUUAUCGAAAUUCACUCUGGCGGUGUCAUUGGAGGAUGGGAUAACCUGCUGUGCGUGAUUCCGGGUGGCUCAUCCACACCUGUGAUACCCAAGAAUAUCUGUGAUGAUGUCCUUAUGGAUUUCGACGCGCUUGUUGCCGCACAAACGGGUUUGGGUACGGCGGCUGUUAUUGUGAUGAAUAAACAGACCGAUAUUAUUCGGGCAAUUCAUCGACUCAUCGAGUUCUAUAAGCACGAGAGCUGUGGACAGUGUACCCCAUGUCGUGAGGGUGUUGGAUGGAUGAACAAGAUUAUGGCGCGAUUUGUUAAAGGCGAUGCUAAAUCGGAGGAGAUCGACAUGAUCUACGAAUUGUCGAAGCAGAUUGAGGGUCAUACCAUCUGUGCGUUGGGUGAUGGUGCAGCGUGGCCCGUGCAGGGUCUUAUUCGACAUUUCCGACCCAUCAUUGAAAAUAGGAUAGCGCAGUUCAAUCGCCGGUCUGCUUCUGCAAAAAACUAGAUGCACCAACUGAAAUUUUACGGCAGAAUAUCUAUGUCCUCUAGUAGUGACUUGGUUACAAACAAAACGUCAUAAUUAAUAAAUGGAUUUAUCCUAAAUUUGCUUUUUCCAGUCAAACCCAAAGCGCAUGACUCGAAAACCGAGUACAGAGUCAAAAUAAAUGAUAAAUUUCAUCUGGAAUUUGCAAAGAUUAAAGACUGAACAAUAACAUUUGUAGGUAGAAUGUAGUAAAAAGUUGUAAAAAAAGUUGGGUAUUAUCUGAAGUGGGUGGCUGUGAAACAAAAAAAUAAUAAAAAGUACAUGUAUACUACAUUUUUGGUGUUAA
Messenger RNA from Varroa destructor (honeybee mite), 1817 nucleotides. It is a transcript of the gene ND-51, whose product is annotated as NADH dehydrogenase (ubiquinone) 51 kDa subunit. Gene Ontology annotation, biological process: mitochondrial electron transport, NADH to ubiquinone. The record is from RefSeq and is a predicted model, not a curated record. Gene Ontology annotation, cellular component: respiratory chain complex I. Gene Ontology annotation, molecular function: NAD binding; FMN binding; NADH dehydrogenase (ubiquinone) activity. Lineage: Eukaryota; Metazoa; Arthropoda; Arachnida; Mesostigmata; Varroidae.